Molecule: messenger RNA, 4317 nt
Organism: Menidia menidia (Atlantic silverside)
Lineage: Eukaryota; Metazoa; Chordata; Actinopteri; Atheriniformes; Atherinopsidae
Source: the annotation of a GenBank genome assembly
GGGACGGGGGUUCUGCGAAAGCAAACUCGGCACCGGUCUUCCGAUGCCAACCCCCGCCGGAGAAAACGAUCUCAGAUAACCUAUCUCGACUGGGCUGGACAGCAGAAGACGGCAGAUCACUUCAAGAAGACCCUGACCGUCCCAGGGCUUCUGUUUUACUUGGACCCCGAGAAGCCGCGCUCUCCUGCCAAAGAAAACCCCGUAAAAAAUAAAUUGCGAGAACGAAUGAAGCAGCAGCAGAAGCAGGAGCAACUACACUCAGAAGAGCCCGACAGGACUGCAAAGCCCGACUCCUGGCAAGAUCCCGUGGAUGGCCACUGUCCCACUCAUGCAGCGGAGAAGAGCCAACACGCCAACCUAACAGGGAGGAGAGAGCCAGUAGGUGUCGGCCAAAAGGAUCAACACCCAGCCAUGAAAAGGGUUGCCGUGCCACAUUUCUACAACAGUUUGUUCUCAGUGCUCCAGCUAUGUUUGGUGCACAUGGCUCAUGGUGGGGCGUACUAUGGCCAGAAACAGCCCCCUCAACAGCACCAGCCUUUACCCCAGUACAGUGAUGGAUAUCCUCAGCAGCAGUUUCUUGGAAACGACAUGCCAAACUCACCCUAUGGCAAAGAUGUUCCAUUGCUCGCUCAAUUUGGAAAAGACUUUCCUCAGAUGCCGCCCCAAAUCGCCAAACGGACACCACUGACCAACAGCAAAGACAUUGACAAACUUUCCCUAGAGGAGCUAAAGGUCCACCUGUACCUGUUCCUGGUGGAGAUAGUGUCAGACCUGGGCCGCAAGGAAUUCAGGGUCCCCCAGGACCAACAGGACCACCAGGACCACAAGGUCCAACUGGGCCUCCGGGUCAGGGAUUGCCAGGUCCUUCAGGAAAACCAGGGCCCCCUGGUCCUCAGGGCUACAGAGGAAAUGGAAAAGCUGGUAUGCCAGGAUUGCCGGGAAAACCCGGAGGACCUGGACCCGCAGGAACAAAAGGUGACCUUGGUCCAAGCGGUGGUGAAGGGCCAACGGGACUUCCGGGUCCUCAAGGUCUCCCAGGUCCCACUGGACUCCCUGGGAUUUCAAAAACAGGAGGUCAGGGAUUACCAGGACUGCCAGGUCCUCCAGGGGAAGCUGGUCAAAAAGGUCAGCCUGGGUUUCCUGGAACUCCAGGCCCAAAGGGAGACAAAGGACUUGGUUUACCUGGUUUUCCAGGCUUGAAAGGACCCGGUGGACCACCAGGUCCACCUGGCCAAGUGGGCCUCCCUGGUAUAGGUAAAACCGGCCUUAAUGGCCAACCUGGUCAACCAGGGAUACCAGGAAAACCUGGUUCUCCCGGAGAAUCAGGGUUGACAGGGCCACCCGGUGAGAGAGGACAACCAGGGAUACCAGGAUUACCAGGAGCUGGACAACCGGGAAAAGAUGGUUUUAGAGGGCAGCCCGGGCUCUCUGGAGGGAAAGGGGAACAAGGUCCUCCUGGUUUAAUAGGUCCUCCCGGGUUGCCAGGUUAUGGUACACCUGGAUUUCCAGGACCCAAGGGUCAUAAGGGACAUUCUGGUGUUCCAGGGACACCAGGUCCCAAAGGGGAUAAAGGGCAUGUAGGUAUUCCCGGUGUUAUUGGUCCCACUGGUAUAAAUGGAAUUCCUGGUCCACCAGGUCUCACCGGGCCUCCUGGUAGUCUUGGCUUCCCAGGACAGAAGGGAGAAGAUGGUGCUGGAGGCCCGAGAGGAAAUCCAGGAAUAAAAGGUCAAACAGGGCUUCCAGGAAUACCAGGACAGCCUGGAAGGUCAGGAGAGGGUGGCCAACCUGGACCACGGGGAAUACAAGGGCCCACUGGCCCCAAAGGAGAAGCUGGCAUUAGAGGUGUACCUGGUACCCCAGGCGCUGGAGGGUUGCAAGGACCAAGAGGAGAGGUAGGAGAAACCGGGGAUAAAGGCCAUCAAGGACCACAAGGCAUUCCUGGACUUACAGGACCAGGGGGACCAAUUGGACCUCCUGGGCUACCAGGUCAAAAAGGUGAUAUAGGACCACCCGGUAACCCUGGUUAUCCUGCCGAGGGAAAUUCAGGACCCCCAGGUCAAAUUGGUCCACAAGGUAGCACUGGUCCAAGUGGCCCCCCUGGACUUCCAGGACUACCAGGACAGCCUGGGCCCCCUGGCCCUCCAGGAAUGCCAGCCGUAACUUCGGAUCUCGGACGGGUUCUCCCUCACAGUGGCCCAUUCAAUGGCCAAGGUUACAAAAAACAACUGAAUGGAGGCGAAAUAAGCGGGGGUGGUCUGGAAAUGCCUGCAUUUGCGGCAAAGCUCACUAAUCCCUUUCCUCUUGUUGGAUCUCCGGUUAUCUUUGACAAACUCCUGUACAACGGCAAUCAAGACUACAAUCCCCAGAAUGGUAUUUUUACAUGCAGCCUACCUGGAAUCUACUAUUUUGCUUACCAUGUUCACUGCAAAGGAGGUAACGUGUGGGUGGCACUGAUGAAGAACAAUGAACCAGUCAUGUACACUUAUGACGAGUACAAAAAGGGCUUGCUGGAUCAGGCUUCAGGGAGUGCCGUACUCCCGUUACGGAAAGGAGACACCGUGCAUAUACAGCUACCAUCGGACCAGGCGUCAGGACUUUACGCCAGUCAGUAUGUUCACUCUACAUUUUCUGGAUACUUACUGUAUUCAAUGUAUUGACAUUUAAACAUUGAGACGCUAACUGUACUUUUACCAUGAUGGUUUGGUAUCAGCAAAGUUUAAUGGUUUACAGUCAAUCUUGGCCAAGAAAAAUCAUUUUUGCACUGUUGCAGCCUAUGUCAAAUAAAUGAUUCUUCAUUGGUGUAUCACAUGUCGUUAUAAUCAUUGAUAUGUAGAAAGCAAAGAAUGAAAUGUUGGAUUUCAGUUAGGACGGUAAAGAUAAAAAAAAACACAUAAAUAAUAUAAUUCCUACACUCAUUUGCAUUGAUCAAUAUUCUUAUACACAUUCACAAACCAUUUAUCUGUGUUCAUAGUAUGAUGGAUAUAACUGCUUGAAACUUUAUAUUACAUUGUCUUUUUCAGUUAAGAACUGUAUACUAGGCACAUAAAAGCAUAUGUUCAUUAAAAAUGGUAAAUAGCUCUCAUAUUGCGCUUUUUUACUUUAGCUGACCACUCAAAACACUUUCAGACUAGAUGUCACAUUAUAAGACAUCGUACAAAUAAAUAAAGUUUCAUGAAAAAAUGUGAACGUUAAAUCACCCUUAUGAGCAAAACGAAUUAUCGAAAUAACACAAGGCACAAGCAGAGUAGCAAAGAGGACCUGAUAUGACGUGAAACUUGGCAUGGGCGAGCAUAGGUUGUCUUAACUAAAACAGCACAAAGCGAAACACAAACAAUAUAUAUGUUCACACUCAACAGCAUGGGGAACAGGUGGAAACCACCAGGGUGGGACGGACAAUAAGACCAACGGGAAACACAGAGGAAAGGGCAAGUUACCUAAAAACAAGAAAAAAAGAAAUAUCUAAAUCAAACACAAGGCCACAACUCAACAAAGAUGCAAGACAAUUAGAAACGACCCAAUUCAACGUGUUUUGGAAUGCUGGGAGUAGGACCACCAACCUUCGGAUAGACAUGCUCUUCUUGGUGAACUUUCCAUUUUAAUUCCAUGAUCAUCAGGCUGUAAAACAACCAUUUACUCGAAUAUUUUACAGAAUUUCAAACUAUGUUUGUCUCCACAUAAAAACAUGGAAAACAUUUGGAACGUGACCUAGCAUUUCAUUUAGCCUGUUGACACUCUGACGUCUGUAAUGAUGCAAUGUAGAUUUGUCUUGUUUUUAUUGUGACGGAUUUUGAAUAGUUUGAAAUGUGUCUGUCAGUAUUUUUGGUAAUUUAUUUUUAUUUUUUUAACUACUGAUUUUUUGGAUUUGUCUUGUGUUGUUUUGUUUUGUUAAGUGAAUACAUCAAGUGCACAAUUUUUUGAUAGAGUGAAGUGAAACUUGCAUUGAAAGACAUUCCCUCCCUAUUUCUUUUCACAGAUGCUUUUUUUUCUUUUAUUGUAUGCCUUUUCUCCAAUUGAUUGAAUUCACAUUUUAAAAUUAAAUUCUUCUAUCCUACUACUCUUUUGUGGUGCUCAUGACUUAAUUCAAUACUGUACAUAAAGUAUAUUCUUAUUUACCUUUUUGUUAGGUAUAUUGUUAAAUGCAUUCAAAACAUGAUCAUAAUUAGCAACAUAUUGAAGCUUUCUACCGCUUGCACAAGUGAAGUCAGAGUUUGACUUUCAACAGAUUGGAGAACUCAUUCUUUCUUAAUGGCGGAACAGAUGACUGACAACCUGCAUCAAUGCACUUCUCUAAAUAAGGGACCCUAUUAGCUAACCUCC